GAAAAACUAGGUUUAAUAUCUUGUUGUUGAGUGCAUUGUGGUUUUGAGCUCAUUUCACAUCCUCUGGCCCUCGUUGUCCUCUCCAACCUCUCCCUACCCUCCGAUUCCGUCGUUGCCAUGCUCCCCUCCCGCCUCACCCACGACCUCUUUGCUAAAAUCUUCGCCGCCUACUACCACCCUCAUCCACCUCCGCUCCACCCCCAAUAACAACCCUAAUCUCCACCCCUACCCCUAUGGCUACAGGUACGUCUUCGACCAUGCCGACUCACUUCAUCGACAACCUCCGACGACAUCGUCUAGGACAACGUCUUGGGUCGGCCCCAGACGGCACCGACCACGCCACCCACCUCCACCGACAUUCCUUUGAAGAGGUCAAGAAGGAGUUCGACCUUGUCCCCAUACUUCCAGAAGCUUCCCUUGUUCGCCAGAAGUACACCAAUGAAUAUGAAGUUGUUGUCAACGAACAAAUCAAAUUUUUUAAGGAGUCAAGUGAGGAGGAAAGAGAGCAUGUUGAUAAAUUGAUGGAAUAUCAGCAAGGGAACUUGCUCUGUCUUUUGGAGAAGCUAACAAAUGAGAAGCUUCUUAACUUGCACACUGUUGCCUCAAAGAACAAUGAUGUGUAAUUGACAGAUUUUAUUGAAAGCGAAUUUUUAGAUGAACAGGAUCUUGGAUGAAUCACUCCAGCCCCUGAUGGAUACAAUCUAGCUACAUGGAUGCUUGAGGUUACCACACUAAUUGUUGAAGAGAAACUUGGUGUAGACUUGUUUUGUUUUAAUUUUAAAAUAUAGCUUUACAUUCGUGCAUCUCUUAACAGUGAGCUUGAAGAGAAUUUUGACAUUGGAAUAAUUAUUAGGACUACUUAUGACAGUGUAGUCAAUAGGACUUUAAUAGGUAGUUGAGUGUUGAUUUUUCUCUAAUCAUUGUACCUAGCAGUCUAGGACAAGCCUCUUGACUGUCCAACUCCUCAUUGUAUCAACUCUUAAUCACUAUAAAUAAGAUGAACAUAAGAAGGA
This is a messenger RNA of Vigna unguiculata (cowpea), 1013 nucleotides long. RefSeq names its product ferritin-1, chloroplastic-like. Lineage: Eukaryota; Viridiplantae; Streptophyta; Magnoliopsida; Fabales; Fabaceae. The record is from RefSeq and is a predicted model, not a curated record.